AUGUUUAGAGUUGAAAUUACUUUUAACUCUUCACAAUUGAAGAAAAAGGGUGAUACUCAUCCUAUAUAUAGUUUAAGAUAUCUUCUUAAUCGCAAAAUAACUGUAGAGGAACCCAUUAAACGCAGAUGUCCUCCCCAAUGCCUAAAUUGCCAAGUUACGGAUGAAACCGGGUUAUUUUGGAAAGUUUUACCUGACAAAACAUAUGUUCAUUCCGGAGAAAGGAGUGGGCCGGGCCGAAAAAUAUCAAAGGAACGAAUCACAUUUUUGGUUUGUAGUAAUGCCAGUGGUUCGAAAAAAAUUAAACCUUUGCUAAUUGGAAAAUCACGAAGUACUCGUGCAUUUCGGAAUAAAACGUUGCCUGUGGAUUAUACCCACUCGAAAAAUGCUUGGAUGACAUGUACACUAUUCAAAACAUGGUUUUUCAACAAUUUUGUACCUCAGGUAGAAGAGUUUCUAGCACAAAACAAUUUGCCUCUAAAUGCUAUUCUCCUUUUGGAUAAUGCACCCUCUCAUCCUCCUGCAGAGGAAUUGGUAAAACAAACUCAUAGUGGCAAAAUUUGGGCGCAUUAUAUGCCCCCUAAUGUAACCCCAUUGAUCCAACCCAUGGAUCAGAAUGCAAUUCGCUUGCUUAAAUUACAUUAUAAAAACAGUCUAUUGUCUCGACUCUUUUCAACACCGGAGCAAAAUGUAUCCUUGUUUUUUAAAGCAAUUUAAUUUAUUUGAAGCAACGAUUAUAUUGGCAUCAGCUUGGAAAAGUGUGUCUGAGUCUUCUUUGGCAAAAUGCUGGAACAAGAUUUUA
Messenger RNA from Lucilia cuprina (Australian sheep blowfly), 799 nucleotides. RefSeq names its product jerky protein homolog-like. Lineage: Eukaryota; Metazoa; Arthropoda; Insecta; Diptera; Calliphoridae. Bases 1 to 714 code for a protein of 237 amino acids. Gene Ontology annotation, cellular component: nucleus. The record is from RefSeq and is a predicted model, not a curated record. Gene Ontology annotation, molecular function: DNA binding. The transcript is spliced from 3 exons.